This is a messenger RNA of Botrytis porri, 1773 nucleotides long. RefSeq lists its product as uncharacterized. The record is from RefSeq and is a predicted model, not a curated record. The transcript has 9 exons. Bases 1 to 1773 code for a protein of 590 amino acids. NCBI's taxonomy places the organism in Eukaryota, Fungi, Ascomycota, Leotiomycetes, Helotiales, Sclerotiniaceae.
AUGUUGCAAGUUGCAGUAAAGGAAGGCCACACCUGGCGAGGGAGGAAGAAUCACAGGAUCCAUCAAGGCGACUUGUGUAGAAUGUUUCACCACCGGCAAUGCACUCGUUAUAACCACCGGAAAAUAAUCGUUGAUGCACUUGAUCUGAAUCUAAGACUCGGUUUCCAGUGGGUUAACGGGACAUUUCGAGUAAUAUAUUGCGUUUGCUGUAGCAGGAACUUAUACCGUUCCUAUAUAUACAUCAGAGAGUCUUCUUGGUAUACAGUAAGUGGACCUUUGAAUGUCAUUACUGGGUUUGAAGUAGAGUUCCCAGAUGAUCCUUUAUCUAGAGAACUUGUGGAGGAGAUCCUGAAAGGAAUCAAAGCGAAAUCCUUACCGACGAAAUUCAAAUCCGGAGCUGGAUGCUUCAACGUAGCCCUUCGAUUAAAAUUAAAAGCUGGUACCUCUGUUGAAGUUUUCUAUUUCGGCUUCAAAUUCGAGGCUGCCGCAUACAUUGACGCUCCUCUAUACAAGGCUUGCAUUACUUGCCAGCCAGACCAAUCAUGUUCCCUUCAUCUUACAGAAAUUUUUAUUAUUGACGUUGUUGUCUAUGCUGAAGCAGCCAAAGCAAUCGAGUUUCUAACAUGGGUAGCUGGGCCUACUGUGGUGUCGACUAUGUUCGUUGCGCAGUUGCCUUCGACUUGCUUCAUCGGUACUACUUCUUCAACUCAGUACAGUCUUGCACCUUCGAUGACAAGCAAUCCUAUUACUCCAAAACCAGAAAUCGAGACGAUAUUGAGUCAGAAUACAUCCGAGAUCCCUUCCACAACUAUCCCGUCAUGCUCAACAAAUUCUACAACCUCAUGUGCCUCUACUGAAGAGACGAGAAGCAGAACAGUAUCAUUCCUCACCAAUUCGAGCAAUUCCACAUCACAACGGGACAUUCAUGUGGUUCCGAUGUCGCGGCCGCAGCGACAGGUAGACCCAGCGGAACAAUUCCAGUGCCUUCAACAGUACUUUCUUCAAAUUCAACUAGUGCUCUCGUUUCGCAUACCCGUCCCCCUCAAACAUAUAGUAUUCCUCCGAUCCACUAUCACGAAUGGGGCGCCAUUCCCAAUAGCCAAUACCGCUUUUACCCUCAUCGUACCAACCGAGAGCGAGAAGCAUGAUAAUACAACAUCUAUCAUAAACGAUCUUCCUACUAUCACAAACAUACUUAUACCAUCUACAUUUGUGCAAAGGAAGCCAUCUGGUUAUCAGAUCAACAAUCCCCCAUCUCUAUCUCUCUCCAUCCUCCCACUCCACUCCCCACCACUGAAUCCUCCCAGAUCACCAGUCUUCAUUCACCCGUCGGCACCAAUACCCCCACCCAUCAGCAUCAUCAACAAUGCAACCUUCAUCGCUUGCCCCACCCCUAUUAUCGAACGAAUGGAAACCACCAUCAUCUUUUCUACAAUCGGCAUCUCCAUCGCCGCAUAUUCGCCUGCCGUCCCCCAAGUCAUCAACGGUAGCACCUGGUAUGUACCAGGACAAAAUCUAUGGAACCCUCCCGGAGCGAUCACCUCUAGUGUGACAACUGGAGGACCCGGAGGGACAGGAGGUUACCUUAGCGUAGCUGAUGACACCCUUUCUAGGAGAACCGAAACCGGUAUGAUUGCAACAGGUCUGAGUCGUGAUAAGAUCAGAAGAAAAAUUCCACUAAAAAUAAGAGAGACAAGAUCUACAACGGGUAGAAGAUGGACCACUAGUAGUACUAACGCGACUGUGUCGAGCAUUGGAAGAGAUAGUGGAUAG